Molecule: messenger RNA, 5035 nt
Organism: Pseudonaja textilis
Lineage: Eukaryota; Metazoa; Chordata; Lepidosauria; Squamata; Elapidae
Gene: PKN1
Product: protein kinase N1
Biological process (GO): signal transduction; protein phosphorylation
Molecular function (GO): ATP binding; small GTPase binding; protein serine/threonine kinase activity
Source: RefSeq, a predicted model, not a curated record
CCCUGUCCUUAGAGGAUAGAAAAGAGCUGCCCCCAGCCCAGUCUCUGCGAAGCACAAGCGAAGGAAAACAAUGGGGUCCAGUUUCCUCCUUUUAGCCCUUCCUCCCUCUUGCUCUCUCCUUUCCGAAAAAGGAAAGAAGGCGGCCUAGAAAGCGCACGGCUGCCGCUCUUGCAGCUGCGGCAAGCAAGCCGCAAAGCUGUAGCCCCCUGCAGCCGUCUAGGUCAGCUCCCACCCGAAGCUCGCCGCAGCCACCAUCGCCUCUCCGCCUCGUCCUCGCCCCACCGCUUCUCCCGACUCCACUCCGCUCGCAACUCCCCCGCUCACGUGACCAGCCCGGCAAGUUGGGCGCUGGGAGGGAGCGAGCCAGCGCGGCCGACGCCGCAGCAACAAUAAGAGCGAGUGGCACAGACUGUACUCGGGUCAGGAGAAGGGAGGGCGUUUCUGUGCCGCUCACAAGCACUCCGGCCGAAGGGAGACGGAGCCUCUGCCGCUGCUGUUCCUGCAGCCAUCGCCGCCACUGAAGACAGCUGCCCGCCCGCCGGAGCCAAAGCUGCAGCUUUAAGUGAAGCUUUCGUAGUCCUCCUUCCUUUGGUCCGCUCGGGCUCCGCUUGUUUGUGGGUGGGUGGACCGCCCCCUUGUGGGGCUCAACGGCUCCCUAUACGCCCCGCCAACCAGCGGCGGAGGAGAGGAUGGCGGAUCGGCUGGAGCUGUAAGGGCGCCCCGGGGAUCAGCCGCUUCCCCAGGAACAACGCGAAAGAGGAAGAAGCCAGCUGAGACUUGGCGGGAAACGAGAGGCGGAGAUGGCUAACGAGUCGCUUCAGAGUGACCGAGGCAGCUGGUCAGUCCUGGACCACCUGGGUCUGGACCAGAGCUCAGAUUUUUCAGACACCAGUGUGCAACAGAAAUUGGAUGAAGAGAAAGAGAAAAUUAAACGUGAGAUCCGCAAAGAACUGAAAAUAAAGGAGGGAGCAGAAAAUUUGCGCAAGGCUACAACCGACCGUAAGAAUCUCUCCAAUGUGGAAAACUUGCUCAAGAACUCCAACCGCAAACUGGAGACGUUGCAUCACCAGCUUCAGGAUCUCAAUGCACAUAUUGUCGUCAAGGACCCUGAAGAACUGGGGGAUGCCCCACAAUCACCAGGCAGCCUCAGCCGAUCAACAGCUACUAAAAGUCGUAUUGCUGGUCUGGAAAAGCAGCUCAACAUUGAGUUGAAGGUGAAGCAGGGAGCAGAGAACAUGAUCCAGAUGUAUGCCAAUGGUGCUGCUAAAGAUCGGAAGUUGCUGCAGACAGCCCAGCAAAUGCUACAAGAUAGCAAAACCAAAAUAAAUAUUAUCCGCAUGCAGAUUCGCAAGGCUGUGCAAGCUGAUGAGGUGCAGCUGACUUUGGAAGAUGGGCAAGGAAACACAGAUCUAAGCGCCAUAGAAUUGAGAAUUGAGGAGCUUCGCCAUCACUUCCAAGUAGAAUAUGCUAUAUCUGAGGGUGCCAAAAACGUACUGCGCAUUCUGAGCUCCAGCAAAGUUCAGGAUCGUCAUGCUAUUUCUGAGGCACAGACCAAGCUGAACGAAUCAAGCCAGAAGUUGGAUCUUUUGCGAUAUUCUCUGGAACAACGUCUGGCUGAACUGCCUGAAGAUCAUCCAAAGGCCUGCAUUAUCAAGGAGGAACUCAUCUUGGCCUCCUCUCCUGCCUUCAGUGCCCGCAAUACCACUUCCUACCAGCAUAACCAGUAUAAUACCCUAUCAAAGCCAUCUCCACUCACAGGGACCCUGGAAGUGCAGUUGUUGGGCUGCAGUGGAUUGCUGGAGGUUGUCCCAGGACGUACCCGUGGCUCCACUGUCUGCCUGCCUUGCAACAGUCCUGGGGAAGCACGGCCUUCAUUCAUGAGCCGCAGCGGACGAGGGCUGUACAAUCGCAGUGGUAGUGUAAGCGGCAGGACCACCAUCAAAUCGGAAGAUACCAGCAAUGAAGUAAGUGCUGUAUUGAAGCUGGACAAUGGAGUUGUAGGCCAGACCGCUUGGAAAUCCAUUGGCCUACAAGCUUGGAACCAGGUUUUCACAGUCGAAUUAGAAAGGUCAAGAGAGCUGGAGAUUGGUGUCUAUUGGCGUGACUACCGCAGUCUCUGUGCCCUGAAAUACCUCAAGCUGGAAGAUUUUCUUGAUAAUGAACGCCAUGAAAUUCACCUGGAGUUGGAGCCACAGGGCACUCUGUUAGCAGAGGUUAUCUUUUUUAACCCUGUCAUUGAGCGCAUACCCAAGCUCCAGCGACAGAAGAAGGUCUUUUCCAAACAGCAAGGGAAAGCUUUCUUGCGUGCUCGUCAGAUGAACAUUGAUAUUGCCACAUGGGUACGUCUCCUGCGACGCAUCAUUCCCACUGCCAGUACUACAGGCACUUAUAGCCCCUCAACGCAGAUGACUCCAACAUCUGGCUCAGAAAGUAGGCAGAGCUCUGGGGACAUUGCCAUUGAGAAGUUGAACUUGGACGGGGAUAGAGUUCAAAUUGGGCAUUUGGGCCAGGAUGAUCCUGAGCUUCCUGGGAAGGUUUUACUGACUUCACAAGCUGGGGAGGAGGUCUUUCAGAUGGAGUUAGGUUCGGGAGGUGAGACUAGGGGAUCUGAAAGUACUUUUCACAGCAGCCAUCUGAGAAAAAAACCUCUCACUAUGGAUGACUUCAAUUUUGUAGCUGUGCUAGGUCGUGGGCACUUUGGCAAAGUGUUGUUAUCUGAGUUACGCCGAACAAAAGAACUGUUCGCUAUUAAGGCCUUAAAGAAAGGGGAUAUUGUUGCAAGAGACGAAGUAGAGAGCCUGAUGUGUGAGAAGCGGAUUUUUGAGAUUGUGACCCAAGCAAGGCAUCCUUUCCUAGUGAACCUUUUUGCCUGUUUCCAGACACCCCAGCAUGUCUGUUUUGUCAUGGAGUACACAGCAGGUGGUGACCUCAUGAUGCACAUACACACCGAUGUUUUCUCAGAGCCACGUGCAACGUUUUAUGCUGCUUGUGUUGUCCUGGGGCUGCAGUUUCUUCAUGACCACAAGAUAGUUUAUAGGGAUCUGAAGCUGGAUAACUUACUAUUGGACAAAGAAGGCUUUGUGAAAAUUGCAGAUUUUGGCCUCUGCAAAGAAGGAAUGGGCUAUGCUGACCGUACCAGCACAUUCUGUGGGACACCAGAGUUUCUGGCUCCUGAAGUGCUUACAGACACCUCCUACACAAGAGCAGUCGAUUGGUGGGGCUUGGGGGUCCUUAUCUAUGAGAUGCUAGUAGGUGAGUCCCCGUUCCCAGGAGAUGAUGAAGAAGAAGUAUUUGACAGCAUUGUCAAUGACGAAGUGCGCUAUCCCCGUUUUCUUUCCACAGAGGCAAUUGGAAUCAUGCGCCGGCUGCUGCGUCGGAAUCCAGAAAGGCGCUUGGGGUCUAGUGAGCGCGAUGCAGAGGAUGUGAAGAAGCACCCGUUUUUCAGAAGCAUUGAAUGGGAAGCUUUGCUGGCUCGUAAGAUCAAACCACCUUUUGUGCCAGUAAUUAAGGGCCGUGAAGACAUCAGCAACUUUGAUGAGGAGUUUACCGCUGAAGCAGCUGUGCUGACACCACCCCGUGAAUCACGGCCCCUCACCCAAAAGGAACAGGAUGCCUUCAAAGAUUUUGACUAUGUCUCCAGUGUUUGCUAGCUCCAGAAGUGAGGGCAAGGAGAUUUCCUCAACACUGGCAGCUCAGUGAGGCAGAAUUCUGUUCCUCCAUUGACUCAAAGACACUUCCUAAUACUGCCUGCUAGCCCCAGAAGCGAAACUCAGAAAAAACCCAAUCACAUUGCUAACAUAAUGUGGAAUGAGUAGUGUUCACCAAUGUAUGCCUGCUCUGGGAUUAGAAGGGAAAAUUCCAGUAAUAUUUCUGCAUUGCGUGGAACGCAGUAUAAUUCAUCCAGAAGGUUGGGCACCUGCUGGCUCAAAGGGAAGGGAAGAAAGAGAAAGAAAGAAAGACUGACAGCCAAAUAUAACUAUGUCAGCUUGCAUCUUCAUGAAACUAUUAUUUGUCUACAAAUUCCCAAACUUUCUAGUGGAACAAGCAAAACUAUUAUUAGGAAUCUACCAGUACUGGAGAUGCUGAAGUCAAAGGGCCAUUCUGUGCCCUAACAUACUGUUGUGAAGGAUUUUUAAAAACCAUAUUGUGAAAAAAGUGGGGUUCCCUUUCUGAUAUUAUUUGCUGAAAUUUACUUCAAAUUCUAACCCAGAAGGGAAAACUGAAUCUCAUUCUGCAUCACAGCUUUCUGUCAGUAUUUAGUUAGCUGUGCACAAACUCUCUUGGGUCAAUUUUGAACCAAUUCUGUAAUUCUGGGCUUUCUUGACAACCAUUUGCAAAAAGCUCUCUGGUUUUUUUCUCCCCUCAAGAAUUAACUCCAGGUUCAUAAGAUAGACAUAUGUACCAUUAGUGUAUGUGUGUAAAUUAUUAUCUUACCCUUCCUGGGAAUUCACAGGCUUUGUACCCAUCCCAUAGUGGUGGCUGGGGCAGAAGGGUUCUUAAAAGUCCUAACUCCCAUACUCUGAACUAAAUUGUUUGGGUAUUGGUGAACAUCUAGGUCUAGAUGGGAAAUCAAUUGCAUUAAAAUAAUUGCAAGAAACAAUCAAGAAAAUAGUGGCACCAAGUGAAAAAAUACAUGUGAUUCUGGUCACCAAAUUAUAGUAAUUUAAUGAAAAUUACAUCGCACUUGAACAGUGUAAGAACCUAUAUACCUGCAUCUGCACAGCUAGUUUUCAGUUAAGUGGCCAACAAACAUACAUGCAAAGGCUCAUUUAAUAUUUUAAACUGGAGAAGGAUUUCUCAGGACAAAAUACUUGAUUCAGUGAGGGGAUAUACUUGAUUAUGUAGCAAAAUCAUUGUGGAUUUUAGAGCAAAAUGAAUUCAAAUCCAUCAUUUGGAAAUAAUGAUCCAAUUGUUUUGUUUCCAUUUUAUAUCCCAGUUUUCUUGGAGAUCUGUAUACUAUUAUUCAAGAGAGAAUAUCGGAUCUCAGGAGAAAAAGUGGUUGAGACUCUGGAUGAUUUCAGACAGAUAACAGACC